This is a messenger RNA of Hydractinia symbiolongicarpus, 5294 nucleotides long. RefSeq names its product intraflagellar transport protein 140 homolog. The record is from RefSeq and is a predicted model, not a curated record. Lineage: Eukaryota; Metazoa; Cnidaria; Hydrozoa; Anthoathecata; Hydractiniidae. The transcript is spliced from 33 exons. Gene Ontology annotation, molecular function: protein binding. Gene Ontology annotation, cellular component: axoneme; ciliary basal body; intraciliary transport particle A. The coding region runs from base 63 to 4481 and encodes 1472 amino acids. Gene Ontology annotation, biological process: intraciliary retrograde transport.
AAAAAUUAUUUAUGAUUUUAGGCAAUGAAUUAAUAAAUUAUAAAUGAAUUAAUACAAGAGAGAUGGCUGUCUAUUUUGAUUAUCAAAUAAACCCUCUGUAUGAGGAAGGAGAAUACUCUCAUGUAUCAUGGCACAAAAACUUUCCGUUGCUUGCUGUUGCAUUGGAAAAUGCUGGACGAAGUACAGUAUGUUUUCAUUUGGAUGAGGGAGAAUUGGUUGAUGGCUCGACAAUUGAAAAAGAUGUAUCCGUAUCUGUUUUACAAUGGCAUCCCACUCGCAAACUUGUUGCAUCUGGUUGGAAAAAUGGUGACAUCGUAUUGUGGAAUGAGCAUGACAAAGAAGCACAUGAAGCACCACUUGUUCAUAAAUCAGCCAUUACAGAUAUCCAAUGGAACGGCACUGGCUCACGAUUAAUCACAACGGAUGAGGAUGGUUUAUUAUGUGUUUGGAAGAUUGAUCAGCGUGGAAGAUUCCAGCAAUCUCCUAUGUUUCAGCAAGAUGUGUCUUCUCCAAUUGUUCAAAUGAUUUUUAAAGUAACUGUUGGAGCUGAUGUAGCAGCGGAUAUUGCUGCUGCUGCCCGUGCUGCAGUAAGCGGUGAUGAAUCAGCAUUAGACAUGUUUGAAUCGCAAAAAGGGGGACAACAAAGAUUUAGUAUGAGCCAAGCAGAGAGUAUCCAAUUAUUUUUUGGCACAAAAAAUGGUAGCGUUUACUUCCUUGAUGAUCGUGGAAAAUGCAGCAAGUGUUUUCAAAUAGAAGGAGCAGUGAAAUAUCUGUUGUAUUACGAGAGGAAUGAUAUUGUUGUCACCAUCUCUGAAUCUCUUUUACUAACACAACAUGGCACAAAACAAGAUGCUGCAUAUUCUGAAUUAUCAAAGGUUAAACUUAGUGGACAAGCUUCAAAUUUUACGGUCUCCUGGGCUGGUCCAGGACUUAUUGCAACAACAUGUAAAGAACGUGUUGCCAGAGUUUUAGAUAUAGACAGUGAUCAAAAUUUUGUACUAAAUCUUGAUGGGAAUUCGACAUUUCGAAGCGGAGAGUGCAUUAACUGUUUAGCAUACAAUCAUAAGCAAGGCAUACUAGCAGGUGGCACAAAUAGUGGUCAUGUUGCUAUGUGGAAAUACAAUCCUUCAAAAUCUGAUGACCAUCCCUGGGAACUGCAGCCACCAUCAGAAAUCGAAGGAAACAUUUCGCAACUUAAGUGGGGAGCAAAUUGUGGUGUACUUGCUGUGAAUACCAACACAAGUGUGACAAUACUUAGCCAGUCUGUCAUGAACUUUCAUUUCAACGACAAGGUAGCAGCAGUGCAAGUGAAUCCCAACCACCUUUCUGUUCAGUCUUUUCCUUCUGGUCAUGUAACUGAUUUAAAGACCGACGUACAUAUUAAAGGAGUUUUUUGUAACAAGAGUCAUACCGCUAUUUGGAAUGGUAAAAAGGUAGCAGUAUAUGAAGUAUCUGAAAGCAAAUCACUUGUUCGAUCUGCAGGUUCAUUUAACUCUGAUGCACAGAAAAUGGCAUUGCAUGAAUUAAAUGUAUAUCUCAUUGAACCAGAAAAGGUUACUGUCAGAACCUUUCAGGGAACUGUAAAACAAGAGCUGACAUUCUUAGAACAAGAAGGAGAUCCUGUUGAUUUAAAUAUCUGCAAAGAUUUUCUGGCUGUUGCUACAACUAAGUCGUCUUUAAAAAUAUAUAAUCUGUCAAGAAGAGAAGCUCGUCAGAUAAGCAGCACAAAAUAUUUAGAAGAUUCUGUACCAAAUUUUGGUCAUAUUCAAAGCAUCAAAUGCAACUGCAAUGGUAGUAAAGUAGCUAUAAUAUCACAUAUUAAUAAUCAGACUGUAUCGCCUAUCUUGUAUGUGUGGGAUGUUGAGAGUGACACUAUACAAUCUUUUAAUUUUGCAACUGGUACCGGCAGUGACACUUUAGAUGACGAUUUAGCAAUCACGCAACAGCGUUUAACAUCAACUUUAAAAGGAUAUGUUCCAAAAACUGUCUUUUGGGAUUCAACUGAACCCAACUUAUUUGUGUGCGAGACAAAGAAGAUGACAAUACAAAAGAAAAACUCUAUGUUUAAAUCUGAAAGCAAUAGCGGUACAGACAAUACUGCACUGGUUGUGACUAUGUUUAGUACUCUGGAUUUUGGUAUUAUUGUACAAGAUCAUUUCUUCAUAGAUAAAAAUUGCUCAGCCCUUAUUGGUCUCGAUAUCCCAUAUCAUUAUUUUGUUAAUUCGGCCAAUGAAGAAUUGCAGGCUGAUGAAAGUAAAGAGCAAGUGAUUCGGAAACCUCUUCGUGAUUUUGCUGGGCUGGAAGGUGCUGAUGAUGGAGUUAUUAAAGCCAUGGCGAAUUUCAGUUACUUGUCGGCUAUUGGGAACAUGGAUGAAGCAUUUAAGGCUAUUAAAGCGAUAAAAAGUUUAGACUUUAGUGAGUUAGAGUUGGAUGUUUUCUUCUUAGAAGAAUACUUUGAAGUAAGAAAAGAGAUUGAAUCAAGUGGAUCUGUUUGGGAAAAUAUGGCCAGAAUGUGCGUGAAAACCAAGCGUUUGGAUGUCGCUUUGGUUUGCCUGGGUAACAUGGGAAAUGCUGCAGGUGCAAAAGCUGUGCGAGAAUGCCAAGCACAGGAACCUGAGAUAAACGCACAUGUCGCAAUGCUGGCUAUCCAAGUGGGAUUAUACGAUGAAGCGGAUGAGCUUUAUAGAGCUUGCAACAGAUAUGAUCUGCUCAAUGAAUUGUACCAAGCAUCCAACCAAUGGCAAAAGGCGAUCGAGUGCGCAGAGACAAGUGACAGGAUACAUCUUCGUACUACUUAUUAUAAUUAUGGAAAGUACUUAGAAUCGAUUGGAGAUGAAAGCGGAGCUAUUGAACACUAUGAACGAUCAGACACAAACCGCUACGAAGUGCCACGAAUGAUGUUUGAAGAAGGAGAGCAUGAAAAACUGGAGAAUUAUAUAAACAAAAAUAAAGAUAAAACGUUACACAAAUGGUGGGCGCAAUAUAUGGAAAGUAUCGGUGAAAUGGAAUCUGCUCUACACUACUAUGAAAUGUCGCAAGACUAUCUAUCCAUGGUUCGCGUUCACUGCUUCUGCGACAACAUGAAACGUGCUGCAGAGAUUUGCAACGACACUGGCGAUAAAGCCGCAUCUUAUCACUUGGCUAGGCAAUGCGAUUCAAAUGGCGACAUUAAAAAUGCAAUACAUUACUUCUCACGGGCGCAUGCGUAUUCGAACGCUAUCCGCUUAGCAAAGGAGAACGAGUUAGAUCAAGAAUUGAUGAAUCUUGCAUUGCUGAGCACGCCACAAGAUAUGCUAGACUGCGCCCGAUAUUUUGAAGGGAAGGAAGGGAUGGAGGACAAAGCAGUGAUGCUGUAUCACAAGGGCGGCAGUGCUUCUAAAGCUAUUGAUCUCGCCUUCAAAACCGAACAGUUCGGCGCCCUUCAACUGAUCUCAGAAGAUUUGGAUGAAUCUGCUGAUCCUACAGUGUUAAAGAAAUGUGCUGAAUUUUUUAUCGAGCAUGAUCAAUUCGAUAAAGCUGUUAAUUUACUUGUGGUUUCUGGACAGACUGAAGAAGCCAUACAAAUGUGUCUUGAACAUCACAUUCCCAUCACUGAAGAUCUCGCUGAGAAAAUGUCGUUACCCAAGGAUCAUCCUGACUCCAAGCGUCGCGUGUUGGUGUUGGAGAAGUUAGCGGAGUGCGCCUACAGGCAGGGAUCGUAUCAUAUUGCUACGAAGAAAUUCACACAAGCUGGUAAUAAAAUGAAGGCAAUGAAGUCUCUUUUAAAAUCUGGAGAUACGGAGAAAAUUAUUUUUUUCGCUGGUGUAUCGAGACAAAAAGAGAUCUACGUUAUGGCAGCUAAUUAUUUACAGUCGUUGGAUUGGCGUGCUGAUACCGACAUUAUGAAGCAUAUUAUUGGUUUUUACACAAAGGGGCGCGCUUUAGAGACUUUGUCUUCGUUUUAUGACGCAUGCGCACAGAUUGAAAUUCAAGAAUAUCAGAAUUACGACAAAGCUUUCGGAGCACUUACUGAGGCGUACAAAAGUUUAGCAAAAGCCAAAGUGAAAAACACGAAGCAACAGGAGGAGCAGCUUAACAAUAUUAAAACUCGAGUUACUAUUGUAAAGAAGUUCAUCCAAGCUAAGAAAAUUUACCAAGACAGUCCAGAAGAAGCAAUUCAGUCAUUAGAACUUCUUAUAAACGAUCCUGAUACUGAAAUGUCCAUACGUAUCGGUGAUGUGUACUCGCCUGUCAUACAACACAAUGCGGCUGCACAGAACUACAACAAGGCGUACGAACUAAUCGAAGAUAUGCGAAACCGUUACCCGACGUUGAAACUUCAUCAUUACGUAAGUAUGGGCGUAUUGGAGAAAAUACACAAGGCAGUGGGCGUUCCUCUACAUGAGGCUCGAAACGGAAUGAUGGAUGAUGACGAUGAUGAAGAGCAGGAGGUAAUGGAGGAGGAGAUUGUUGAAGAUGAUGAUGAUGACGAAUAUAUAUAAACGCUUCUUAAAUUUUCAUAUUCACCCUUUUUAUGCGCUCGAAUUAUAACUCCUUAUUGACGUCACUUUCCAAAUGCAUGAAGUCAAACUUGUAAUCAAUUACCCCGUUACAAAAAAGGCAAAUAACGCCCCUUGGUAAGGCGUAAAAUGCGCCCUCAUUUUUGCUUGAUGUAGCAACUAUGGUUUUACUUACUAAGGAUUCGUGAGUUUGAAGAUUUUGAAGGUUUUCCGUGAUGAUUUACUACGAACGAUAGUAGUAGAACGAAGAUUUUGGUUCUUUUUGGCCUUAUUGAGUGUCUCAUUUCACAAAAGUUCAUUUUUCAAAGACUGCAAUAAGCUAGCUACAGCUACUACAUGCUUUUAAGAUCUUAUUUUUAUUAUCCAUAUUUAUUGAACCUCUCCAUUUUUUAUGAAUUGUCAGAAACAUUAAAUUUCUAUCUAUAGCUUCCUGGACCUCCUCAAUCAAUUUUAGGGCUUGAACUUUUUGUUAAAAUUUAACUUGGUAUUGAGAAUUCCUUAAAAACUACCUUAAAAAGUUUAGCAGUGGGAUUUUGUGAUCACCUUGUCGUGCCUAGUCCUCUAUAAUAAUAGAUUUUGCUUGGAAUCAAGCAAAAUCAACUUAAGUCCUGGGACCGAUUUUACACGAUAUUUGUUUUGGUUUACUUAUUAGUGGAUUUAUGAAGAAACUUUUUAAAAAUUAUUUGAUUAUUUAAAAAAGUGAUUUUAUUAGAUGUAAAUGGUGUACAUUUUGUAAAUACAUGUGUAUGUAGUCACGUGUUGUUCCAGUUACGUGAAAUAAAUUUGUCCCUGGGA